UCGGCACAGGCGGCAUCUCCUGCCGGCAGACGACGCGGCAGCGGCGGCUGCUCCUGCCUAGAGGGAGCCGCGGGCGCCGCGAGAGGGGCCCGGCGACGACGCGCGCUUCGUCGAGAUUGUAACGUGGUUGGCCCCCCCUACCUUCCCUACAUCGAUGAAAAAAAUUUUCCUUUUCAGUGCUUUUCCUCGCGUUUUCAAUAUACGUGAGCCGUGUUUCGGGCCUGUGCGGGACAUCGGCGAGUGGAAUUAAAAUGUGACAGCAUCUCCCGACAUGGAGCGUCUCCCGAAGCGCCUGCCGACGGACAGACCCGGUGGUGGUAAUGCCGUCUGCGGACCUGGCCAGGAAUGGCGCUUUUUUUGUGCAUCGCGAGUGGUUUCUCUUCAAGCGCUACGAAUGAUUAAAAGCGAGGAGGUGAUUAGGCCUACCGCUUCGAGCCCAGCUCGCCAACUCAUCUGUCAGCGUGCGAAGUCUCCUACCGUCUCCAUGGUGAAAAAACGGUGCCGGAACGAGAGGUGAACGCGGCGUCGUCCCACACGAGCGUCCGUCGCAGGAGAGCAGCAAGAGACGCUUGUUGUCUUGCUUUAUUUUUUUUUAAAAACUCGCCUCAAUCCACCCCGGCCCUGCUCAGCCCCGCCGCUGGCUGCCACCGACGAAUUGGCGCUCGAUCUUCGAACAGCCUGAGGAACCGGAAGCAGCAGCAGCGGCGGAAGCGGAAGAGCAUCGUCUUCUCCGGCGGCGGCCGCUGUCCACCGCCGAUGGGGAGCCAUGGGGAAAGGGGGAAGCCGGGCGGCUGACGCGCGCUUCUCGGACAGCAGCCCUCUUCAGCCGCCGGCCAUUCGCCGGCGCCGUCCCGGCUGAACCCUGGAGCUUCCCCUGGAGCGGCGCAUGCCGCUGGGCAGCAGCGGCGGCGGGGGCCAGCCGCCGUCGGGCGUCGGCGGCGUCGGCGGCGGCGACUGCUACGGGGCCCCGCCGACGAGCAGCGGCGGUGGUGGCGGCGGCGGUCCGGGGGCCCCGAUGCAGAACGGCGCCUACUCGUGGGUCGGGCCGCCGGCGGCGCUCAGCCAGAAGAGCUGGCCGCCGGGCUACCAGGCGAGCCUGACCAACCUGUUCCUGAAGAAGAACCCGCUCCACUUCGGCACGGGCAUCUCGCAGCUGGCCGCCGCGUCCUCCUACCUGGAGAAGAUGUCCUCGCUGGGCGCCGCCGCCGAACACCACCACAAGUGCCCGCACCCGGACGCCAAGGACAAGCCGUACCCGUGCGACCUGUGCCACAAGUACCUGACCAUCUGCAACACGCUGCGCGACCAGCAGCAGCCGCGGCCGUCGCACGGGGGCGGACCGGUAGGGCCGCCGGGAGUGGGGGGCGGGCCGCCUCCCCUCGGGGCCGCCUCGGCCCUGGGCGGCCCGGCCGAGCGCAAGGGCGGGGGACCGCUGCUGGGCUCUUCGGCCUCGGCGCAGCAGCCGCCGCCAGGACAGCAGCCGCAGCAGCAACAGCAGCAGCAGCAGCAGCAGCAGCAACAGGCGGCGCUGACGCCGGCGUCGCUGCUGGAGCGCACCAACGGCCACGGGCACCACCACCACCACGGGGGGGCGCACCACGGGGGCGCAGCGGGGGGCCACGGGGGUGCGCCCCGGCCGCGCCCACCGCCCACCAAGCAGUUCCUGUGCCCGGUGUGCCACAAGUACUUCACCCAGAAGGGCAACCUGAAGACGCACAUGAUGAUCCACACGGGCGAGAAGCCCUACUCCUGCCAGGUGUGCGGCAAGAGCUUUACGCAGAAGGGUAACGUGGACACGCACAUGAAGAUCCAUACGGGCGAGAAGGACUUUGGCUGCGAGGCGUGCGGGAAACGCUUUACCCAGAAAGGAAACCUGAAAACCCACGUGCGGAGCGUGCACACGAAGGAGAAGCCCUUCGCGUGCGGCGUCUGCGGCAAGUGCUUCUCGCAGAAGGGCAACAUGCAGACGCACAUGCGCACGCACAACAAGGAGGACCGUUUUCCGUGUACUCUCUGCGGCAAAACGUUCUCCCAGAAGGGGAACCUCAAGACGCACAUGCAGCGUCACACGGGACAGCUGCCGCCCCGCCGCUACGGCUCGCGGGGCUCGCGCGCCACCCAGGCUGUCACCGGGGGUCUCCUUCACCGGCCUCACUUGGCCGCCGCCGCCGCAGCCUUUGCCUCACUCGCCUCCACGUCUGCCCAGCAGCAACAGGGCACGUCGUCGCCCAAGCCGCACCCUGGCGGAGACAAGUCGCCCGUGCGGGGCAGCGGUCCCCCGACACCGCUCAGCCCCGACCUGCGCCGCGGGCCUUCCGAAGACGCAUCGCCCGGUCCUCCCAGUGGAGCCGGCGGGCCUGACCCGCCGCGGCCUUUCUACUCGGCGCCGCCGACGCCGGCGCCUCCGCCGCCGCACUCGCCACGCUGGCUGGUGCACCCGCGCCACUACGACGGCGGGUUCCAGGCGCCUCCUUACCCGUCGUCGUUGCACCACCCUCCGCUGGCAUCGCGGCUUGCCCUUCUCGGCGCCGGCUCACCGCAGCACCAGCCGCACAGCGGCGCCGCGUCGCCUGACGACAAGGCGCCGCAGCACCUGGGCUCCACUGGGAAUCCUAGCGGGGGCGACUCGUUCCACUCGCCGGCCAACCCGGACUUCUCGCAGCUGCUCGAGUGAGGAGCCGGGUCGUGACGAGGACACACAAGAAGCCUGCGCCGCGUUCGCCCUCUGCGCCCCCCCACCCCAUUCACGCCCCGGAGGGCGUGCGCGGCCAGCCCUGCUCAACAACAAUCGCCACACCUCCCCCAACUCCUGCCCGCACUCUUCUUCGGACCAGGGUUUCUCUCUUCCUUGGCCCUCGUGCUGCAGCCACUGCUUGGCACCCUGCCCACCACCACUACAACAACUGUACAUACUGCUGCAGUGUGCCCUCCUCUCACUUCUUUGUACCUGUCCUUCUUUUAUUCCUCUGUUUCUUUUCUCAGUGCUCAGUUGUUUGACUUGCCCUCGGGUUCUCCACUGCGUUCUUCUCUCUUAUGUGCGUGUGGGCACAGCAGUCUGUCUGCUGCAACGUCUACAAGCUCACGCUAUGUGCUCCUGUCCCGUUUUUCCUACCUAACCCGAGUCUCAACCGUCAACACGCUCACUAUAUGGUGCGAGGGUCUCAAUUACUUUCAAGGAUAUCCUCUGGUGAUAAACCACGAGGGGAGCAUGCCCGGCCUGCCCCAAUUUUUUAUGGGUCUCAUACUACAGGCAGAGAGCUUUUUUGCACAGGAGCUUAGGGGCAAAACACUUCUAGAACCACACAGCGGGGCAAUCAAUUUUUGGCUAGGGGUGUUGGAUACCUGGCUUUCAAUCACUGAAUCAUUCAUUACUAGUGUUGAUUUUGUAAAACACUUGCCAAAUUAAUUAGGCUCCGUUCUCUUUUUCGCCGUACAAGCGCCGACCUACCGUGACAUUAAAAGGGGUGCUCCGUCUUGUCUCUCUGUCCAGCACAACCGAGUCGCGAGCCGCGAGGUGUUGUGUGUAUGUGGGCAGAACAAACAAACAAAAAAAAAGGUGUCUGUGAUCGUUUUCUCUUCUCUUCACUGUCACAACAUUGUCCACCCUUCUACACUCAUGUUGCCUAUAUUUUUCAAAAGGUGCCAGGGUACACUCAACCUUGUUAGCCUCCCCGUCUUUCAUUUUACUAUCAUAACCCGUCAUCUGUUGCAGUCAGAACUUGUGUGUGGCAAAACAGCACAACCUUUAGCAGUAAGCGGCUUCUAGGAAGGGCAAACAUUCAUACCUAGGCAGUCCCCCGUUUCUGAUGCGUUCCCUCCAGGUUGUUACACAUGAAGCCACUACUUGUUUUUAGUUUGUAGAACAUGAUAGUGGAUGACCUGUAGGCGUGUUCCAGCGAUGGACACAUGUGGAAAGUUCUUAGGCGUUGAGUCACUUGGAUACAUAUGCCGCAGAAUGUGCUAUGUGUGUUCUAAAUACUAGAACAUGCACAUGGUGGAGCCAUUGCUAUGUUCUGAGCAUACGGAGGGGAGAGAACUGUUAAAGCCUCAUUUGCCAAGCAAUUGAAGUAGCCGACUUCCUGGAGCUGGUCUAUAGAUGGUACAAUAUGCUCUUUACUGAUCUACGCAGCCAUCUCGGGAUUAUAACUGGUGCAGCAUACAUUGGCACUAAACGCAGUGCACAAACAGUGCGCAAUCCAGUCUCUAUAGAGUAGAAUCACUUUAUUCCUGCAACUAUUCAAGCAGACACUGCAAAGGCUGUAUAUAUGCAGAGGUUGUCCCAUAGUUGGAAAAUAAAAUGGUUAUUACCGUGUACCAUAAAACUGUAACAUUUUAGUAUCUGGAAGUACGUUGCAUCUUUGCGACACUGCUGAAGGUGCUGUUUGCCACACACAACUGGCUUGACCUCGAUUUGUUGGCCUCGGUUCUCAAGCACGUAUUCACUCUGUGCCACUGUCACGUCACGUCACUUUGCUGUCUGCUCUGGCGCUGUCGCAAUAACUUCCGAGCUGCAGCGCUUUUUCCGUUCGUUAUCUGCACCUGCUUCAUCACCUUUAUCACUUGAUUCUUGCAUGUAAGAAUUACCUCUUACUGCAUCACUAUCCGUCAAGUCACUUUGGCCUUUUGUUAACUUUGCCCCCACUUUGCCACUUUGUUCACUUUGACCCUUGAUUCUCAGAGUCUCACAUGCUGUUUUCUCAUUUUGGUUUUCUUCUUGGACACUCAAGAUGCGCCACCUUGUUCCCCUUCUUCUUUUCCUCUUAUUUUGUUUGUUUUGGUCUUUUUUAGCCCCCUGGAGUUUUUCUGGUCUCCAGAUGCUCUCGAUAUGGUGCUCUCUCACAUUUCUCGUUGUGUCCUGCAUACGUACUUUUGGAUCUCACAAGUCAUGGCACAGACUUUUUUUCCCCCCGCCUUUAUAGCUCAGCUCUCGCUUUCUUUGUUGCUGCCGUUUUACAGUGGUGGCGUUUUUUUCUGUUUCCUUGUCUUAUGUACAUACAGGUUUCGUUCAUUACGGUUGUCACUUCGUGGCACCACUGCUGCUUCCCCUAUAUUUUUUUUUAUUAGCUUAUUUUUUUAUCCAUCAUUCUCUUCAAAUCUCACAUGGCGUGAUGAAAAAAUUACUGCCGUGUUUUGACCAUGUCUCCCGUCGUAGCUGAAUUCAAUGUCCCGUACAUGUCACUGUCGGUGUGCUUAUUGGGAAAAAAAAAAAAAGAGAAGUGGCGAAGAUCAAAAGAAAAAAAAAAUAGUAUCGUAAGAUAUAUACAUAUAUAUUAUAUAUAUUUACAUAUAGAUUACAUCUCAUUGUUUUAUGUGGCCCAUUGUCAGUCUUCUCAUCUAUGUCACAGUGUGCUUCACUUCUUUUGUUUGCUUUUAAAAUCCCUACCCUAUUCUUUGUAGGAGACAAUUCUUGGAGAUUUAGUCAUUCUAAUAGUUGUUUAUUCUUUAGUAUAUUUAUGUCUCACAUCUCUUGCAUGGCUUAUCUGUGCCAUUGAAAUUUGGCCCAAUCUACAUCCAGGUUAUCGGUGUGGGGGCUAGUGAAGUAGCUGGAAGCUUCCAUCUCCACUUUUUGUUUAUCAGCCAAGCAUUUUUUUUUUUCUGUUUUGGUAGAGUAUCUAGCCUAGGCAUGAAAACAGAACAAGUGAAAUAGCAUGUGAAAGUUUUAAUGAACACAGUAAGUGCGAGUCUUAAAAUACAGUUUUUUUUUUUAGAGAGGUCAAGAUCAUCUAGAGGCAGUUAUUGGCUGUGAAUGGUGCAUUUCUUGAUCUAUGUUGUCGCGAACGUGUCCAUCAUUGCUCACCCCCUGUAGCAUUGUCUCCUACAGGCUCCUUUGUAUUCUGUCUUCUCAAUUACUUUUCCAUUUGACACUCAUCUUGAGUUUCCUUGGCCUUGUGUACGCAUUUACUUUCACAGUUUCAUUCUAUUUUCCUGAUUAGGUUUCGAUUUGCUUCUCUUCAUGCCUGCUUACUGACCGUCAUCACGCGAAAACUCGUUCCAAGUAAUCACAGCUGUCCGUGCAAUAUGGGAAAUGCGUAAUUCUGUCAUCAUGUGCUAUCUUCCCCCGUACUGAUCCAGCGGCACUUCUUUGGACUGAGAGUGGUCCCGAAUGCCGAGGACUUAAGUUGAAUGACCUGCACGGUUCAAGCUCGUCAUAGAAAAUGAAAUUGGCUUGCAAGAGUACUGAGAUUUGUUGGAGAUCGACCACUGUUUAGUGGGGAGGAAGCAUUAAUGAAACCAGGCAGGAGGUAAAAAGUUUGCACCCGGAACCAGCACUGUUGCUGCAUUAAACCAACACUAAAUGGUGAAACACGAAAUCGGGGGAGAUCGGAGGCAAGAUUUUUCAUCUUAAAUUUGGCGCCCGAACGGUAAUGCCAACAAUGUCAGUGCAGCGUCGUGCAUUUCAAGUUAUUUUCACGCGUACGGCCAGGUUACGUGCUGGAAGAACUUGCCAAAAGAUUCCAGGUUGAAUCAUUGCUUACUUUCGUAUGAAGUGUAAUCCUCUUUGUGUACAAGCAUUUAAUUAGCCAGGAGUAGAUGCCUGUGGAAUCCACGAGGGUGUAAGGAGUUUAUGCGAGGAUUUCAAAGGUGGUGUCGCCAUCCGUGUUUAUUUACGGCGCUUACUAAGGCUUCGCUUGCUGUGAGACCUUACUAUCUAGUAUUCCAGAAAUGUAGCAUUGAAGCUAGCUAAACUUAAAUAUCUUUCUUAAAAUAGCUAGCUUUAACAAUAUCUAAGUAUUGGUGCAAGGAAAGCCAGCGUGGCAUGUUGAAGCAAACAACAAAAACAAUGUAUUCCACUUUUAUUCGCUUUCACAUCAUUCAGUAGCACCCAGCAUUCUUUGAAGUAUUUUUACAAGCUUUUGGGGUAAAAGUUAAAGAAAUACAAAUUUAAUAUUAGAAAGUUCUGUCCUUUUGCUUCUGUGUUUUAAAAGUGAGCCUUGGUGCCGGCAUUGGCUGUCUCAGCAGUGCUGCUGUAUUCGCACAUGAAGAACUUUUCAUUUGAGAAGCUUCUUAAGAGCUCAGCUUGCAAUGCUACUUGCACUUACCGAAAAAGAAAUGUGCUUCAGAAUUGGGCUCUGUCGGAGAGGUUUCUACUUGUAUUGUAUCCAAUAAUUGGCGAAUAUCCAGCCACAAGAAAGUUUAGUAUGGCCAGUUGUCUAGGCGAUAGCACAAAUAUGAACUUGCUAGCUAUAUUGAUACUCGCAUCUGUAGGGUAUUGAAUAGGGGUGAGAUCUUAUUGUUUUUUCAUUGUUAAAGUAUGUCAAGCCAAAUUUCUGGAAAGGCCUACGGGGGCAUGUGCAUUAAUUACUCUCCUUCAUCGAAGACACUUCUUUUUACGUAACGAAGGAUACCCCAAGAAUGUAUUAACUUGUGUAUCAGAAAAUUCUAAAGAUUUAUGAAAUAUGCUAGCUUGUUGGCAAAAUUUACUAUCUUUAGAACUAAGGCAAACAUUGCUCAUUUAGGUUUGCAUUUACUGCAAUAUGUGCCUAGUUGGCAUGGCACCACAAUGCUCCCAAAUACUACUGCUGCAUUUAUAGAACUGUAAUUGUUUUGUUGAAAGGCGCAAACUGCCUCAGUCAUACAAGGCUGGAGUCAGUUUAACGUGGACUGAGUGGGAACAUUGAUUAAUCUCUGUUAUAGACAUUUCUAUAUGACUGAAAUUUACCCCUCUAAACUCCUAAGUUCUUUCAUUAAAAAGUUUACAGAGUAUGCUGUGUUCCCUUCUAGCAAAUUAUUGUGCAUCAUGUCUGAAUUCGAUAAAUGUAUUAUACGUGCAGUUCCUUUUAUAUUGUCUCAAGAUAUUAAGAAGUCUGUUUAAGAGACUGUAAGGUUCGGCAUGUAAGGUUCACAUCUAAGGUUCGAGCCUAAAUAUCUGAGAAUAUGAGAAUGAAAGGAAUCAAAAGCAUCAAGGAAUAUGUUCAAGUGCCGAGACUCAAAUGCCCGAUGCAAACUGACUCGAUGAUUCGUCUCCGGCAAGCAAAGCCAAAGAAGCCUGUGACCUGGACAAGUACAACUCGUCCUUGGCGAUAUUGGUACAAAAUGCUAGGAUGUCUACAGCUCAGGCUUGGUUGUUAAAGAGUUAAAUAAUUUACCAGCUCUAAAUGUCAUUUUAAAAUAGGAAAGCUUUGAAAAAGGCCAUGAGUUUAGUUAGUUGAAACUUAUCAUAUGAUGCAUUUACUUGACAUUAGACUGUAUCUGUGUUGGCAUAAACUGUACAGGGUUGCCUUUCUUUAGUAUGCCCAGUUCGUGCCUGGCGGCACCGCAUCAGGUGCUCCAUCUCCCCAGACACAAUUUAUGCAGCAGAAAGUGUAACAGCGCUGUGUGCCGAAAACUGCCCGUAGCAAUUUAUCCAGGAGUUAGUUCCUCCGAACGAAACUGGUGAGGCAUUCAAAUGCGUAAAGGGCCAUAGUUUCAGCACCGUAUGCCGCGUAUAUGUUAUUCAUGGCAGGUCUGCCAAAAAGCAUGGAACAGCAGUUGACUUUGACUUGCAUGGACUUUUCUCGGAGAGCAUUACGGCACAUUUGUGAACACCUGUCACGUCACUUGUGAUUUGUGUAGUGUGUCCUCCUGUGAUGUCGCACGGUGCGGAAGGGAGGAGGCGACGUCUUUUGAUGAUAAUGAUGAAAUGGUUUAGUUGUGCUUCUCCGCCGGGCGCGCGGUGGCUUAGCACAGCAAAGCUGUCAUCUUUUCAAAACCUCCCUUCCUUCCUUCCGACGUUACCGGUGUAUCGUACAUAUUCCCCCCUCCCCCCCCCCCUUCGCGCGUUUUUUUCCACGAUUCCUAAUUGUGGGCCAAGGUUACGUGAGAGAAGCAGUACAAAGUUGAGGGAACAGUGUUGGCACUGUUCUGAAAGUUGUUUUUUGCUUUCUGUAAUCCCUCCUUCAUGUCCGCACUACGGAAGCACGUUUGCACGUGGAACUCUCCAGCUGGGCCGUGAUGGAGAAAAUUUUUUAGAAUGCAAAAAAUGCUCACAGAACACCGUGAGCUGAGGAUGCAAAGUGUAGAAAGCACGCACGAGCUUAUACUGAUGUGAGUCCUCUCGGUUAAUUUCAAGCGAAGUCGUCUAUUGCGCUGCCUGUCGGAUGAUCCAGUUGCGCCUCGCAGCUGCCCAUAGCUGCGUCAGCUCCCGGAGAGUGGAACGUGCACGUUGCUUGCCUAGUGCAUGCAUGAAAGCAACUUUCAAGGUAUAGGUGGACUUUAUUUUUUCUCGAAAUGCGUGUUUUAGUUGUAAAGAGACGAACUUUCAAUGGGUCUGCGCAUUCUGUGUUCGGCUGGUGUCUCGCAGAGCCCUCCUCUUCACUUGUCAUCAAUAUGUGGGUCCUCCCCGACAGGCGGCGCCCAACAUUUCAAACACUUACCACCAGCGACUUCGAUUGAACAUGACGUGCGAAUGUUUUCUAUGCUUGCUGCUUGGGCUCUGCAUGCCCACCAAUUACCCAGCGCCAAUUUUGUGGCGACACGCACGAUCGCAGGCUCAUUGAAAAUUCUCUCCUCAGUGUCUCGUGCCGUUUGUCCUUACUGCAUUCUUGUUCUCUGAUGUCAUUCAGCCCUUUCUGUUUUCCUUUUUGAAAAUUUUGCCGUGGUGCAUUUUUUAUAAUCCUUGUUUUCAUUUUGAUCGCUCGUUGGUGUACGUGUAGUGUUGGAAACGCUGCACUUGUUGCAGCACAUUUUUUCCAGUUUUCUUUUCUUGUGUGACCCAGUGAAGCAGCGAAAGGUGAUGUUGCGAUUAUUUUGCUUGUGGGGUCAUUCCGGUGUUUGUGCAGCAUUUGUCAAGAGGGAUACUAUAAUGAAUAAACUUUGCCCGUCAUGGGCUAGGCGCGUUUGUUGGAUGGGCGGGCCAUACGUCAGUGGUUUUACCAGGCAUGCUUUGCUGCCGAGGUGUCACGAGGGAGAUAGUAGGUAGGUGGCGGCACGACACUGUCGCCGACAUUAUUUACUGUUUUAGUAAUAAACCAGCAUAUUGUUUUACACGUUCUCCCUCCCUUUCUCCCUUUUCCAAUGUCAAGAACCUGUGAGGAAAAGGAGAGGCACAAGAUUAAACAAAAAAAAUGAGCUAACAUGUCCGCAUUGCAGGAUAGGGCUCGCGAGUCAGUGAAAUGCAAUACCCGCCCAUGUGUGUGCCGGGCGGUCCUUGAUCAUGUGCAUGCAUUCAAGCAGUGGUGUGUGCGUAUGUGAGCACUUGCCAGCGAAGAGGGCAACACACACGGCAACGUUUUUGUCAGACGCGGUUCCUGCGGGCGGCAACGCUGCUCCGUACGACGGAAGAUAUCGCCUUGCAGACGACGUUGACAAAAGCAACAAGAGUGGACAGUGGUGUUGAGUGCUGCAAUAGUGGCAUGUGGGACUUGUUGGCCACCAUUUGGGGGUCAUCACGAGCUGGAACUCUCGUGCCGGUGACGUGCUGCCCUCCUUCCCCACGGGAGUAGGAGGGCACUGGAUUCUUUGUAUACGUACGUGGGACACGGCGAUCCGGCAACUGUGCAAAACGGAUAUGGGGCGGGGGAAAAACGGAGGUGGAAGGAGAAGACGAAAAAGAAGAAGAGGGGGCUACAAGAUUAUGUGUGUGAACUGCGAGUUCGCGCUACGACGAAGCAUUGUGUCAAGAGUGUUUGUUCACUGUCUUUCAUAUAUAUACAUGUGGUUUCUUUUUUCCCCUAAGUACAGCUGUCUUUCUUUUUUUUAUGUUGACAUGGUUGUUGGGUGGAUGUCCUAGUAAGACUAGGCUUCCUCCUUUGGUUUCCCUUCCCACUCUCGCUUUUUUUCUUUCAAGUUCUUCUCACCGUGACUGUCUUCUCUUUUAUGAAGGUGUGUCGUCCGUCAAGAAAUGUGUGUGUAGGGGACUGCUGCGUUAGCAGCGCAUGUUGCCCGUCUGUCCGGCCCGGUGGUCUUCUCAAAGAAGGAAAACGAAACAAAAAAUGAAAAAGUGUACUGUCAGUAGUAGUUCUCGUAGAAGUUGUCAUCGUUGUGGUCUGCAGAGUAAUAAUGUGCACAGUCGCCACCGAGUUUGGAUUUCAGUUCAUUCUUCGCCUUGUGGUUUUUCUCGAGGAAGCUUUGCAUGUUGAGGAUGAGAAAAGAAUCCCUGUAAUUCAGCACAGAAUCUGUCUAAAACAGAUUAUGUGCUACUAAUGUUCCAGAUAAUGAAAUGCAGUCCUUGUUGCUAGUGGUAAUAGGUGCAUUGCAUUUUUUCUUUUUUUUAAGCGACACCAUUACCUUUGGAAAUGAAUAGAUACUCAAGUCGUUUGGCUCUCCAGGGGCAUUUGAUAGAAUUAUGGCUGAACUUUUAUUUGGCAGUAUACUUUAUCAUACAUGAGCUCUUAAAUUGGUCAUCGAAAUUGUCUCAGUUUGUCGUCCACCUUUUUGAUCCUGUCUCUCCCUUACUGCAUGGUGCAGACUUUUUGUGUAUCUUUAAUUUCGAUGUUUUCUUUUGGCACAUGCUUUCUCAUUUUUGUUUUUCAUCUUAUGAUAUGCAGUAAUAUUAGACACAUUUCUUUAACCUAAGUUCGAAGUGUUAAAAAAAGAUAAGAGCAAAGCAACAAGAGUUGGCCCUCUGUUUCUUCUUGGUUCGGCAGUUCCUAUCGAGCCAGAUUCUGUGAUAGCCGCAGCAGCCCUGCAGAGCUUUUUAUUUUUUUUUCUCGCAUUUCAGUCAGUGAUGUACAAGAUAGUAUUUCCUAAAAGCAGUGAGGUGUCGUGCCUAGCUGGUCGCCAGUGAUUGUGUUCUGUAGAACGAAUGGGGGCUGCUCGCGAUUCAUUCCAGCAAAACUGCUGCUUCCUUCCUAACUCCCCCUCUUUUCUUUGGAGAGGAACCCCCCCCCCCCUUUUUUUUUCGUACACUGCUCAGUCAAUUAUUGCAAGUGGUCAUAAACAGUUUCUUUUUUUUUUUCCCCGGCAUCUUUUGAUGAAACUAUGCAGGGUAUAAAGUGGUAGAAAGGUGCGUCUCGAAGGAGGAGAGACUGCAAUCUAGUCUUGCGACGAUGCGUUGAUUCUCCGACCGAUCCUCGCGGAUCGCCCUCUUCUUAGUCUCCUGUAUGUUCUUUUUUUGCUUUAUUUUUUUAUCUUUUUUACCACCACCCUUUCUUUUGUUUUUCCCCUUUGGGCAGUCACUAGCCCAUUUUUGAUCUCUUACGUUUUCGUAUUUACUUGUGGUGGCCGACUGGACGAGUCUGCAGACAACGUGAACACUGAUGCAUUUUUGUCUUGUCUGAGCCUGUUGUGCUGAGAGUGGAUAGAAUGUGUGACAAGCGUGCUAAAAACAAAUGUUUACUGUGCAUCCGUAGUAGCUCGUUGCCUUGGACAACAAUUUCUCAUUUGCUUUAUUCUUUUCUUUCUAUUUUAGUGGUAACUCGCACUGCAUAGGCAUGGUAAAGCUUUUUUUUUUUUGUAGAAAACACCAGCUCGCUCAGAAGCCGGCGUGACUUCGACCAAUGUGCCAAGAAAGAAGUAAAUCAGCGAGUUGAAACUGAUAAGGUCGGUCUCGCCUAGAGCUUCUUAACUCCUUAAAUAUUGUAUUGAAACUAUGCUUUAUCUAAAGACACUCUUCCUUUUUCUCUCAGCAGGUUUAGUGUUUGAAAAUGCCACAGAAAAGUGGCUGUAGUCCUGCCAAUUCCUUCACCUGCUGCUGGUUAGAUAGGGAGCUUUAGAAAUGGCAGACGCAGCGGCUGCAAAGUUGGCAUGCAAUGUCAGCCCAACGUAUGAGAGGCCCCCAAGCCAAGCUUGGGAGUCUAAAACAUGCACAGUGUUGCCGACACCAUUUUUCAGCUCUGCUGAAGUCCUUUAGCAAGCUGCCUAUGUACUUUUUCUUUGGACUGAAGUGCUGAACAGAUGGAGACAUGAGCACAUGAAAACACCCACCAUGUGUGUCUUCAUUUUGCCGUGCAAUGUGGUGUGCGUGUUUACAUUCUUGUUUUUCCCUAUGUCUCAUGCAGCCCUCCCCAAGGAAUGCUCAACCAGCUUAACGAAGUCGCACCUUGCCUGCGUCUGCCAUUUCAGAAACUCUCUUAUUAUUCUUUACCCGAAUUUAGUCCCAAGUUUACUCUCUCACUCUUCUUUUUCCCUUAGAGUUUCUGAAACGCUCGUCUUGCUUGUGGAAUGAAUCCCACCGGAUAAAAAAAAGAGAAUAUGGUUGUUUGUAAAGAUGCUUGUAUUUUUACUAGAGUGCCCUUAGGCAUGUCGGUUAGAGGCAUAGGUAACAUAUUGCAACCUUUGUCAUGCGCCAAGUGUACGUUGGUGUAGCAGACAAUAGGCUGCAAGAAGGAUGCAUGAAAAAUAAGACACUUUGAAUGUAACGAGUGGAAAGUGUGCGCAUGUCGCUGCACACGGCUCUUCAUCGAGCAAUGCAGCAUCUGCCGCCUAUGGCCCAACGGUGUGUGUAUGUGUGUGUGUCUGUAUGUGUGGGAAAUAUGCAAUGCUACUGUCAGAAACAAAAACAAAACAGGCAGGUGUUUUCGGAUGGCCCGCCACCAAGCAAGAAGAAGACUGUGAUGAAAAAAAAAAAAACCAACCAAUUGAAGCGGGAAAACGAAGUUCACACUAAAGGGGGAAUGAACGUUUUCCGCUUUUUGGUUUUUUGCAAAUUAAAAUGAAAAAAAGAGGCGUUCUCUCUCUUUUUUUUCUCCCGUGGUCGCUCCUUCUCAAAAGAGGGCGAUGGGGUUUUUAUGUGAUGCGUGCAAGCGGCCUAGCCGUGCCCCAGUUCUUCUACUUGCUUGCUACUUGUGUACCGUGUGAAUCCCGUCUCUCUAGGCUCUGUGUAAUGUGGUUGCCUCUCUUCUCAACUUAUUGAGCGCGGCUUUCUCUCUGACAUUGCAUUCUAUCUUUCUCUGCCAACUUGCAUAUCUUUUUUGAGAACGCUCCAUGUUUAUUUUGUUGUUGUGAUGGCUGAGUUUGUUGUGCGUGACCAUGUGCGACAAGAGAAGCAGUUUUUUCAAAGUAACGGUGCGUGCAAAAGAAACCUGUGACCCCGGUGCGUUGGUACUUGUCGAUGUGUGAUCGAAUCUCGUUAUGUCUCGACCCUCUUCCCCCCCUUUUAUUUUUGCGUGCUUUCUUUACACAGCAGUGGAGGAGCAUAUUUAGAAGAAAAAAAAGAAUGCGAGAGUGUGUUAAAGCGAGAACAGGAAUUUCAUUUUGCUGCCCUUCUGCCUGGAAUCGUGUUCCCAUUGCACCUCUCUGGUCUACCAGUGCCUCCUUUUGUUUUUGCCUGCAUUAUGCCACCUGUUUUACCCCCUGCAGUGUCAUGGCCUGGGAACUCGAUGGGAUGAGGAAUGAUUUUUCACUCACAGUCGUCAAUAGUUAGGGUACCUGCACGUCUAUGGUACACAGUCAUCACCUGAUCCUUAAAACCCUAAAUGAGGCUCAGCCUUGUCAGGCCAGAACUGUCUUUCUAUAAAUAUGCUAUUCACCAUGGCGAAUUGCUGCCUCUGCUACUGCGUGGAAGUACGUUACGCCAUUUAAAAAAAAUUAUUGGCAAUUUCUUUGUCUCGUGUUUCUUUUUUCUUCCACAGUGAAAAUUUUAGCUUACACACCACUUGCAACUGACAGCAGCUAGGGCAAUCACAUCAUGUAGACGCCACAACAGCAGUAGUUCGAGUAGCUAGCUACCUUUCCCUUGCAAUGGAAAAUGUUGAUGCAGAUUGUCAUGUUGCAACAUCUGCAGGCACCUAUCUGUACCAAAUGAUUUAUCUGGCUGACAUAAUAGCCCUAUGUAUCCAAAGCUUGCAGUUCCAAGCACGUGUCGAAGCUCACCAUUUUGCAGCCCCAGCUGUUCUUUCUUUCUUUCUUUUUUUUUUUGAGCAUUUACAUUGCUGCUGCUGCUACCUCAUUAGCAGCUGUGAAACCCAUAACAAAUGCUUGUUUACACAGAGAUGUAGGUUUUUAGACUGUUGUGACGUUAUGAGUGGGGCUGCGCGAAGGUUUUGACAGAUAUCACGUGGUCGCUGCUCACCCCCGGUUUCCCAGACCACGACACUGGUGGAGGUUGGGGGGAUAGCCCUGCUUGCUUUGCUGGGCAUGCGCCCGUCUUCUAGACAGUUGCACGCGCACAUUCGGUUGCCGCAAGGUCCGCCGGUGGUGGGCUCAAAUGUGUGAAGUUGCCGCCAGUUGUCAAGGGCAUCGACGUCGUGCGUGCUCUGUUUGAAGUUGCUGCCCAGUGUGGUAUUGGUGAUAUGACAUGCUUUGGUUUGGCUGCCGCGCUCCCGCAAACCGCCGAAGAGCUGGCUGCUCGCCCGCCCCAGUCCCUGCCAUGUUCAUGAUCGAGGCGGGAUGGUGGUGGGGCGAGCUGCCUGUGCCGCUGCCCUCCAUCUCUACACUUUUGUCGUUUGUGUGCUUUGAUGUUGCCGCUCGAUAACUUUUUGCCCUCCCCACGCGACUCUUUGGCUGUUCUCAUAGUCUCCCCAUCCCUCUUCCUUCCACGCGGAAAAAAAAAAACUCAUUUCGAAUAAACUUUUUUUUAGUUGAAGUCUGGAA
Dermacentor andersoni is the source of this 15450-nucleotide messenger RNA. RefSeq lists its product as uncharacterized. Gene Ontology annotation, biological process: regulation of gene expression. Lineage: Eukaryota; Metazoa; Arthropoda; Arachnida; Ixodida; Ixodidae. The record is from RefSeq and is a predicted model, not a curated record. Gene Ontology annotation, cellular component: nucleus.